Molecule: messenger RNA, 3022 nt
Organism: Coregonus clupeaformis (lake whitefish)
Lineage: Eukaryota; Metazoa; Chordata; Actinopteri; Salmoniformes; Salmonidae
Product: sialomucin core protein 24
Exons: 6
Coding region: 123-770 (215 amino acids)
Cellular component (GO): cytoplasmic vesicle
Source: RefSeq, a predicted model, not a curated record
AGGCAGUUAGCUAGCAACAGCGUCAGAAUACCUGUAUCCAUCAGAAGUCAGAUAUCUCUCGGGACUCUGCAUAAUUUGGGUGGAACAACGAACAAGUUGAGGAAAAAUAGAAAUUAAACAACAUGUACUUAAAACUUGUCUACGUUACAUUAGUCCUCGCCUUGGUGGCUGCAACAACAGUUGCGAACGUAGAUGAUGGAUGUGCUGAACUCACUUGUGACACUUGUGUCGGUGACUGUCAAUGGAUGAACUGCACAUUUAGAGAAACUCCAACUGUCUCCAAUGUCUCCUGUGUCAACAUCACGUCCAUUAUCGGUCAGAACAUGACCAUGGGCGCCUGCUCUAAUGAAACCUGCUCAGUGGGACCUCCAACUGUUGCUACUACAGUCGUAACUGACACCCCUGCCCCACCCACAAUCUCCCACUCUCCUCCCCCCACCACUGCUGCUCCACUUACCCCUACGGCCAGCAAUGCAACUAACAGCAGCACCCCUGAGCCCGAGCCCACAGCAGCUGACCUGACCACUGCAGUACCAACUGCCCUGCCCACCGCUAACGGCACCGUCCCAGUCUCUGCCACAACGCAUGCUUCAAACGUCAGCGUCACCACCGCAUCACCAGUGGGGCCCUCUCCAGCGCCUCAUAAGAAUUCCACAUUUGACGCAGCGAGCUUCAUUGGGGGCAUAGUGCUGGUCCUGGGUCUGCAGGCAGUGGUCUUCUUUCUCUACAAGUUCUGCAAGUCCAAGGACCGCAACUACCACACCCUCUGAAGAACCCACUCCACCCCCCCAAACCCUAUCCCCUGGCCAUUGUGAUUCUCACAAACAGUGUUUCCAAUCAGUGUUUCUCCCACAAUCCUCACUCCUCAUGCCAUUGCGCUACCAACCUGUGGUUUAGGCCUGUAGCUUAAAUACACACAUGGGUUAUAAAGUGUACACACCCACAAGUGCGCCACGUUUUUUACUGUACGUAGUGCGCUACACAUUUCUCACACCCUGGUGCAGCUGAAGUGAACUCCAGAGCAGUGGCAUUUGAGCCUUCAGCACAGAGGAUCACUAUGGAUUCCCCCUCUCCUCCCCUCUUCUCUCUCUCCUCCCCACCCCUCUCUCUCGUUCCCCCCUCUCCUCUCCUAGACCCCUCUCUCCCCCCUCCUGCAAUGAGUCAUUGUGGCUGUUCUCCUGUGUGCUGACUGGAUAAAAAGCAGCCUUGUUUACUGCUCCACUCCCCUGGCCCUUCAUCUUAAUGUCUUACCUACCUGGCCUGCCAUUAAAAGACCCAAUAGUCAUUUAUGUAAAGGGGCUUUCUGUUCUGUUGCUGUAUAGUGGGGCUGCCACGGCUUUGGAGUACUAGCUUGUUCAUGCACCUUGGUAACGCUUCAGAAACACUGUUUGAGGUCCCCUCCCCCUUUAUUGUUGGGAAUUAGAUGACUGGACGAUGCAGCAUAGCUUUUCUUCUUGUUUGUCAUGGGGCAGAUCUGGUUAGGUGUUUUCACAACUCCUUUAUUAAAGGUGUUGGAUUAAUCUGAUGGCAAAGAUGCCUGUUAAAGUAAGAAUAAAAGGAGAACUAAAAGCAAUGGUCCAUCCUCUAAGCAGGGCUCUACAGUGCGACCACUUUACUCACAUAUGCACGUAAAUAUUUUGCUGUGCGAACUGGAUUUGUUUUAUUUAGGAGCACCAGUGCACCUAGAAAAAUGAAUGAUUCUAGCUUUAUUACCUCAAAUAUUUAGCAUUGUGCUACUAAAUGUAUUUGUGUGUGCCUACAUUUUUCAACUUAGGCGCACACGUGCUCCUUGUAAAAAAAAAAGUCAGCGUAGAGCCCUGAUAAGCUUAAGUUAGAAUAUUCUUUAUGAAGAGGCCUCCAUCUUAGGUGGAGGAUGAGUUGCGCUCUCUUGGUGUUAAGACUCACUGCUGUGUGUGUGUGUGCGUUUGGCAAACACACCACACACUGCCAAGAGAGCAGCUCAAUGCAAUAAACCCAAAUCAACCCCUAAUUUCUACAAUCCCCCCCAUCUUUACCGACUUCAGCCAAACAGAUUGCAGUGAAGUCGGACCAAUAGACUUGAGAUGACCCCUUGACCCACCACCUUCCCUUAACAGGAAGGAAAUCACAAUGAGCCAAGUCUUUAGGACACGGUUGAAGGGGUCUACAGAUAAAAUAUUGUAGUAAAUAUAUGGGAAUGAUAAAUAAUGGAAUGGAGAUGGAAGAUAAGACAGCAUGCGCCUUCUUGAUGCGGACAGUGAUGUAAGCAAAGUGCCUUUAAUGUUAAAUGUCAGUGACUUAAAGCAGAGGGGAUGAGGGAGGAUUAUGAUGAUGCUCCUCUUCCUCCUGGCUGAGGCUUGAGACAGGACAGGAGCAGUAUCGCUGAUGAACAGCGAGAACAGAUCCAGGGUUGGCCUCCAUUCCAUUUUAAUUCAGCCAAUUCAGGUAGUAAACUGAAAUUCCACAUUUUCCUCAUAGAAAAUAAUUGGGAAUGAUUUACAAUUCAGUUUACUUCAUGAAUUGAAAUCGAAUUGAGCCCAACCCUGAGAACCCUAGUAUCCCAGCUGGACUGAAUAGCCUUUUAUUAUUGAAGAGUAGACGGAUACAGUAGUUGCUCAUCAUGGUCUUCGAUGGAUGAAGACCUAUUAGGUAUACAUUGAUUUAUAAUGGCAUAGGUUGAGAAGUGUCCCCUAUGCAGUCCAAAUAUAUUUUAUGUUUCGUUAAACAUAGGGCCUAAGUUCCCCACAGCUCCCUAGUGUAGUUCCCCCUCAUAUUGUACAGGCAUAUUCUAAUAACCUGUGUUUUUUUAAAUAGUAAAGGGUGGAAGGGCAGUUAUAGGUAACUGCCAAAAUAAAGGAAACACUUGAGUAAAUGAGGGAUACAGUCUAUUGAAAGCAGGUGUAUUAAAAAUGGCGAGUUGCCCAUGAUUUUGGCUACCGUUGUUAGAAGAAGAGAUCUGUGACUUUGGAAGAGGGGUCUCAAAGGAGCAUAGGGGGUUUAAAGGGUGUGUCUCUCACAGGAGGUUGGUGGCCCCUUAAUUGAG